Catharus ustulatus (Swainson's thrush) is the source of this 2881-nucleotide messenger RNA. RefSeq names its product zinc finger and BTB domain containing 8B (gene ZBTB8B). Gene Ontology annotation, biological process: regulation of transcription by RNA polymerase II. The record is from RefSeq and is a predicted model, not a curated record. Gene Ontology annotation, molecular function: RNA polymerase II cis-regulatory region sequence-specific DNA binding; protein binding; DNA-binding transcription factor activity, RNA polymerase II-specific. The transcript is spliced from 4 exons. NCBI's taxonomy places the organism in Eukaryota, Metazoa, Chordata, Aves, Passeriformes, Turdidae. The coding region runs from base 71 to 1441 and encodes 456 amino acids.
CGUCACUUCCUGCCCCGCCCAGCCCGGGUACGGUGGCCGGGCGGGACCGGGAGCGGCGCCGGGCGGAGCCAUGGAGGUCCAGUCCUACUACACCAAACUGCUGGGGGAGCUGAACGAGCAGCGCAAGCGGGAUUUCUUCUGCGACUGCAGCAUCAUCGUGGAGGGCAGGAUCUUCAAAGCCCACAAGAACAUUCUGUUCGCCAACAGCGGCUACUUCCGAGCUCUGCUCAUCCACUACAUCCAGGACAGCGGGCGCCACAGCACGGCCUCGCUGGACAUCGUCACCUCCGAGGCUUUCUCCGUCAUCCUGGAUUUCCUCUACUCGGGGAAGUUGGAUCUGUGCGGCGAGAACGUGAUUGAGGUGAUGUCGGCCGCCAGCUACCUGCAGAUGACCGACGUGGUCAACUUCUGUAAAAGCUACAUCAGGUCCUCCUUGGAUAUCUGCAGGAAAAUCGAGAGGGAAGCUGUUUUUUACCAAGCUGACAGCGGCAGCUCGGCUAGAGAAGGCACCUCCAAGGCGUCCGUGUCCUCGCUGCAGGAGAAGGAGAGGAUUCCGCAGUGCCAGCGGGACCCUCCCUGCGGGGACUGCAGCAGCUGUCACCCCCUGGAGCUGGUGGCCCCGCUGAGCAGUGACUCCCCCGACGGCUCCUCGCUGCCCAAAGGGGUGGAACCCAAGGUGGAGUUCGACCCCGACGAGGUGGAGGUGGAGGUGGGCGAGCGGCUGCCGCAGUUCCCCGCGCCGCUGGAAGAGGGGCAGCCCGUGGAGCUGGCCUGCAAUAAUUACCACAUGAAGCAGUUCCUGGAGGCUCUGCUGCGAAACAGCUCGGCCCCGAGGAAGGAGGAUGUGGUGCAUCACUUUGUCCGGGGAUUUGAGGGUAGGGCUGAGGAUGCAGGAGUAGCCAUGAGCUCCAUGAUGGACAUUCACAGCGACUGGUAUGGUGAGGACGCAGGUGACGUGCUGGUGGUGCCCAUCAAGCUGCACAAGUGCCCUUUCUGCCCCUACACGGCCAAGCAGAAGGGGAUCCUGAAGCGCCACAUCCGCUCGCACACCGGGGAGCGGCCGUACCCCUGCGAGACCUGCGGCAAACGCUUCACCCGCCAGGAGCACCUGCGCAGCCACGCCCUCAGCGUGCAUCGCUCCAACAAGCCCAUCAUCUGCAAGGGCUGCAGGAGAACCUUCACCAACAGCCUGUCGCAGGGGCUGCGGCGCUUUGGGCUCUGUGACAGCUGCACCUGUGUCACCACCACCCACGAGGACUCCAUGCCCAUCAACCUCAGCCUGGUGGAAACAGCCUCAGAAGGGCAGGAGAAAGGAGAUGCUGACAAUGAUUGGCCCAUCUAUGUGGAGUCUGGAGAGGAAAAUGAGCCAGCUGAGGAUGAGGAGGGUGAUGACAAGCAGGAAAUCCAGCGGGGUUUGUCGGACAGAGAGGCUUUGAUGUAGCACUGAGAGCAGAAGGGGAGCACUGAGAGCUUCCCUGGAAGAAAACUGCACAUUUGCUCCAUCACUGACACUGUGCUGGUUUUUAUUAUUCUGGGUUUUUUUUUGUUUUUUUAAAUUAAAUUGCGGGGAGAAAUGGAAUUUUUAAUACUUUUUAAGUUUUCAGUGCUGUGCACCAGAAAUCUGGGAAGAAUUUUCUGUCUGGGGCUCCCAGAGGUUGGACUUGGGCAGUUUCUCUGCCUCCUGGUUUUGGAUUUGCAGGUGGAACACCCCUGGCUUGUUUUGGGGACAGGUUUCUUCAAAUAAUGAGUCCUUAAUCCCUGCUCUGACCUUUUCUCUGAAGGUGACAUGAACUGUGGUUUGCAUCUCUUACCUUGGGACUUUUCCAAAAUAAUCUGUGAUCCUUCUGUCUUAGGACAGUGUUGUCUAAAUGAUGAACCAUGAAUGUUUGCUGAGACUGGAUUUGACCUGGAAACCAGGGCAGAAAAACCAGGAUUAAAAAAAAAAAACACUAAAAACAAACACAACACAAGGACAGACAGGAAGAAUAAAUCUAUUUCACAAAAUUAAUUCAGGAAUUUAGAGAUCAAACUUCUCUUUCUGAAUUUUGAUUCCCUUCCUAAGAGCUGUAGAUCUUCAGCUGUGUCUUUAAUGUCACUCUGAUAGGCUUGGCUUAAAUAUUAAGGAUAAAUAAUGGUGUUUUAGUGGCCAGGACUAAGAGAAAAGCCCAAAUUCUUUUCAGCUUUUUACAACAGGAGUUCAAAGCUGUCGAGCAGGUUCCUUGGGAAUUCUGGCUGUGGCAGAUUGAAUAACCACAUCCACACCUGCUGUAGCUGAGGAGCAGUGAAAUAUCUGAGCUAUAAAAGAGCUCUGAAGUCUUUUGGAAUAAUUUUCUUUUUUUUUUACUCUAAUUUCUUUUAGAAUUUGGGGAUCCUCUCUGGUUUGUGUUUUGUGAUUUUAUCCAGUAUUUAUUUUUUUUUAAAAAUCUUCCACUGUGGACCUCCUGUUUCUUUGCUGGGGCAGCUAAAGGUUUUCAAAGGAGGUGAGAUUUUGUCACCUUUCCAGCAGCAAGUUUUUAUGAGCUAUGAAAACUCAGGCUGGGAAUCUUUAGAAGAAAACCCAGCACCAGCAGAAAACCUCUUUGCUUAGGGGUGACCUCCUGUUCCCUGACAAAGGGAAAAAAAACUGGAAUAUACUGUGAAACAAGACUGUUAAUGCUUCUUCACUCUGCUGUUCCUAAGGGGUUCAUGAAAAGGCAAAUUUGAGUUUUUGGCUGGAGCAGAAUUCUGCAGACAGAUUUGGCUGACAAAGAGUGAGCAGUUCCUCCCACUUGCUGCUGUUUCCUGAGGGUUUUGGUGUAGAGAUUUUCCACUUGGCAAACCUAAAAAACCCAAGAGCCCUCUGAUUUAACCAGGAUUUGUUUUCUGUGCAUGUUGAAAAAGA